Messenger RNA from Racocetra persica, 1079 nucleotides. The record is from the annotation of a GenBank genome assembly. Lineage: Eukaryota; Fungi; Glomeromycota; Glomeromycetes; Diversisporales; Gigasporaceae.
AUGGAUAAUAUCCCGGUUGGAGUUGUCAAAAUGCCUCUAUCAACUACUUAUUUUAACACUUCCGAACGAAUAGACCAAAAUACACUUAUGAAACUCUCUAAUAAAAAUGGCAUAAAAACAACCGAUAUUACUAAAAUCAAUCGAAAAAAAUAUGAACGCAAGGUUAAAAAAGCAAAGCUAAGUGCUCGUUCAGAACUUGACAUUUUUGAAUGGUCCAAGCAUGGUUUUGCCAACAACAAUUAUUGGAUUUCGCCAUCUGCCGACAAACUUCCCCGAAUCGACGAAUCACAAGUUCCUCGAGAAGAAUUCAUAAAGAAAUAUGAGGAUCCCGGUUUACCUGUCGUCAUUACCGGUUGUACGAAAGGCUGGGCCGCAGAAACAAAAUGGAACAAAGAGGAACUUUUGCGAAAUUACGCCCGUCACAAAUUCAAAAUCGGUGAAGAUGACAAAGGAAAUCCUGUACGCAUGACUUUUAAAUAUUAUAUGUACUAUUUAGAAACAGAAGGUUUAAAAGAUGAUAGUCCAUUGUAUAUUUUUGAUUCGUCUUUUGGAAGACGUGGGAAGCCUAAAAAGGCCAAUUCUGAAGGAAAAAAUUUAAAUCCGAAAUCUAAGGAAUGCCUGUUGAAAGAUUACAAGGUUCCUACUUAUUUCGACGAUGAUCUCUUUCGUUUUACAGGUGAAAACCGCAGACCUCCAUAUCGCUGGUUUGUACUUGGUGGAGGAAGAAGUGGAACUGGAAUUCAUGUUGACCCACUAGGAACUUCUGCGUGGAACACUUUGUUGGUUGGGCACAAACGCUGGUGCCUUUUUCCACCAUCCACGCCUCGCAGAUUAAUUGAUCCAAAGCAGAAGGAUCAUGAAGCUGUAACUUGGUUUAGUUGCGUCCUUCCUAAGCUACUUGAAGUCCAUGAGGGGAAAAACAAAAGCCUUGCUGAGGAAUACGGAAUGGUUGAAGUGUUACAGGGACCUGGUGAAACAAUGUUCGUACCGGGUGGAUGGCAUCACGUGGUAAUGAAUUUAGAUUUUACAAUUGCCGUCACUCAGAAUUUCUGUUCUCCAACUUCCAUUGAACAAAUUUG